Messenger RNA from Caenorhabditis briggsae, 1080 nucleotides. The record is from RefSeq and is a predicted model, not a curated record. The transcript is spliced from 7 exons. Lineage: Eukaryota; Metazoa; Nematoda; Chromadorea; Rhabditida; Rhabditidae. The coding region runs from base 1 to 1080 and encodes 359 amino acids.
AUGGGCGGUCUGAAUAUUCAUACAAGGACAAGAAAUCGUCAUGGUGAGACCACCCAAACAAUAAUCCGAACCGAAGAAUCUCGAAAAACCAUCAGUGAUAUUUAUUCAAUUCUUGGUCCCCAUUCUCCAUACUAUUUGAUCAGUUUGGCAAUGAACGUUCUGGUUUUUGCGGUUUUUAAUCAUUUGAACGAAAUGGACAACUUUUUGAUUUUCUCGAAAAAUGAACAUGUUUAUAUGGACGAUCGGGGAAGGAUCGUGUCACCAGAAAUACCAAGUGUCAUUGAUGAAAAUGGAAAAUAUAUUACGAGUAAUGGAGGAAUGGAUCUAACAACGUUGGCGAUUCUGAAUAAUAUAUCGGCGAUGGUUGGUUGUGUGGUAGCAGUUCUGAUUGCGAGAUGGUCGUUCCACAAAUCCAUCAUCACCUUUACUAUACUCAUCGUCGCCAGUUUUCUUCUUUCCCAGGCAUUCCUUUUCAAUUUUCUCGAUCGAAUUGCAUUUGUAAUCUUAUCGAUUCACUCGAAAUCUCUCAGUAUCAUUGCGAUUCAAGCUGCUUUUGAGUCCGGACAAGGGAAAUAUAGAGUUUAUGCAAUCGGAUUGGCUUAUUAUUUGAGCAAUGGAUUUAUGUUUGUGACUUUGUUGUUGUUCAAAAAGGACAGUGAUAUGGCGGAGACUCAGUACAUGCUCAUUAUCACUAUGAUUAUUUCGAUUUAUGCAUUAGCUUGUCCAUGGCAAUUGGUUCAUUGUAUUGUUCGGAGGGAUAUUGAAAAGGUUAAAUGGAUUUUGAACAAAUUCGGGCAAAAUGAACCACCACCGUGCGACGCUCUGGUUUAUGACAUUCUCUAUGUGAAUCGUGUCCCUCAAAAUGCCAUCGAAUCUCUUGGACAUCCUAUCAAAAUUCGACCGUUUCUCAGAAAAAUGACAGCAUUAACGUUUUUGCUAUACUUUCAAUCUUGUCUAAAUUCCGGAGAAAUGGAGAUGAUCAAAACGAUGCUACCGUACUCCCCAAUGGAAAGUAUACUGUUUUCCAAAAUUGCUUCAUGUCUAGCUUCUGUUCUGGCGGUGUUCUUUGUCUUUAAGUAA